AUGAAGUUCAAGAAAGUCCAAACUAAAGUCCAAAUCAAGGCCAAGAAUAAGUUCAAGUCCAAGUUCAACUGCGAGUCCGAGUUCACGAUGCACAUCAUUCCGGGAAUUCCCCCCAAAAACCCACCCAUUGACGUAUGUAUUGAUAUAUCCCACGGCACAAUCGUGCCGGUUAUAUUAUCAGAAAUGAUCCGCGAUCCAGCCUUGCGCUCCCGAACAUGUCCAUCUCCAUGGAGAACCUGGCCAAGGCCUAUUCCCACAAUUCCCAAACCCGUCCAAUCCCGUAUCGCAGAUCGACCGAUGAUGUCGCGGUCGCGCACAGCCCCUGACGAGGUAGCGACUAGCGACUAG
Messenger RNA from Penicillium crustosum, 348 nucleotides. RefSeq lists its product as uncharacterized. The record is from RefSeq and is a predicted model, not a curated record. NCBI's taxonomy places the organism in Eukaryota, Fungi, Ascomycota, Eurotiomycetes, Eurotiales, Aspergillaceae. Bases 1 to 348 code for a protein of 115 amino acids. The transcript has a single exon.